This is a messenger RNA of Tyto alba (common barn owl), 2709 nucleotides long. It is a transcript of the gene EMCN, whose product is annotated as endomucin. The record is from RefSeq and is a predicted model, not a curated record. The transcript is spliced from 13 exons. The coding region runs from base 114 to 962 and encodes 282 amino acids. Lineage: Eukaryota; Metazoa; Chordata; Aves; Strigiformes; Tytonidae.
GCACAGUCUCUACACACCUUUUUCCAUGGAGUAAUUAAGGUCUGCCUCAGAGUGAGAGAGCACUCCCUGCCCAGCUGUGUAAGGGAGAGGUGACAGCACCACCACCACCAAGCAUGAAGCUCUUGGGGAUUGCCUUCUUUUUCCUAGCUGUACUCUGUGUUUGCACUGUAGGAGAAGAUGGUAUUCCAAACAGUACCGUCAGUGCAAAUGUUUCUACAUCAACAUCAAAGUCUGUAAUGGAAUCUGUGAAUGCAACAACUUUACAAGCAAACACAGUGGAAGUGUCAGUGCUGACGACAACUGCAGUCAUAGCUACAAAUGAAUCCAUCACAAGCAACUCCACACCUUCUUCACCUAAUGCUACACAACAAAUAACACAAAGUACAACAACACAAGCACCAGUAAAAGUGACCGCUACAUCAGCAGAUACAAGUGACAGCACAACAAACACUACACAAGCAAGUGGAACACAGCUGGCACAAAAUGUGAGUUUGGAUGCUCUGUCUACUGAGGGGUGGUCUUUUUCUUCUGCAGUCUCUCUACAGAAAACAACUUCUGCUCCUGGAACCUCAGGCCUUAACGUGAGCUCCACAACAGAAUCGACAAAUUUUAGCAAUCCUGGAAUCAAUUCUGAAAACAAGAAGGUGCCAGUGAGUGAUACGCACUAUUCUAGUGUUAUCUUGCCAAUUGUCAUCACCUUGAUAGUUAUUACCCUCUGUGUCUUCUCACUGGUGGCUUUGUACAGAAUAUGCCAGAAGAAAACUCCAGAGAGACAAGAAAAUGGCACUGAACAGGCCCAGUCAGAUAAAGAAGGAGUCAAACUUCUUUCUGUGAAGACAACUUCUCCUGAGACUGGAUCCAGGUGGAUGCCUCUUGGAGCAAGUGAAGAAGCUGGGUCUCUAGGAGAGCACUCAUCUCAGGGGAAGAGUAAAACUCGGCAACUCUUCACACCUCAGCAAUAAAUACAUGUGAAGCAGUCUCACAAUAUGCAGGAACAUCCCACCAAAGUUGCAGUUCCACAGGAAACGUGGAGCAGCUGAAGCUUUUUACCAAGCAGGACACUUGCCUUAAUGACCAGCUCUUUACUUCUAAACCUCAAGUGUCUCCUGUCCUUUCUGGAAUGACACAUACUUUUUUGAUGGCUUAAUAACUGGUAUAUCAUAUGUAUUUAUUAUUUUCACGUAUAGUAAAAGCAGGAAAACUUUAAGAAGGUUGAAGAGAAUGUAACAAUCAGGUGACAUUUGCAUAGUAGUUACUAAAAAGGUUUUCUGCACGUACAGGAAGGAAUACGUUAGAAUAGUUUGUCGAACUUAUGGUAGAUAUGGUUCUUUUAACUGUAUGUAGCAAAAUACAAACAGGGCCUGACCCUUGGAACAGUACUGGGCAAAUUGCCACUAUGAAAAUUAAUUCAGUGACUUCCAUGAGAUUUCUCACUGUAGCACACACUUCUCUUGUCGCAAAUGUUUACAGGAUGGGAUGCCUGGGUGAAAUGCUGAAGUGUGUGCUUUCUUCUGUGAAGGGGGGAAUAUACCUUGCACUGAGGCUCUUUGAAGUUCUGUAAAUUACUGAAUAUGAUCCUUCUAAUGUAGCAAGCAACAUAGUUUAUUUUCACCUGUUCCGUGGCUAAUUGCAUUACUGUGCUAUAAAUAUGUCUCCGAUAUAGCCUGGGACGCACAGUCGGGAUCAGCAGGAUAAGCAAUUUUACAGAUGAACCUUCUUCCCUCUGUUCUGAGUAAUGCAUGGGAUUCCUCUGGGCUACUGAAUAACUCUGGAAGUUUAAAGAGUGUUUCAAGUGCUAAUUACAGACUCUCUUAAUUUGUAUAGAGCUGGCAAUUCAAAAAUAUCAAGUAGUGCUUCUACCUGCAUGUAUCCUACUUUUCUAGAACUAUAAAUGUUUGAAAAUUAUAUGACUGUGAGCAUCUGCUCAGUCUCAACCCACUGACUCUGGUAGCAUGCCAAGAACUGCCAUUGUUUCACUGGCUAAUGGAAAGAAGACAACUGGUGGUGUAUAUGCAGGACCAAGAGCCAGGAUGAUGAUCUAAGUUUUUACACAUGUUGAUGCAAUGCUUUUGAGGAACUUCUCUCUCCAAUUUCCCUCUCUGAAAUAAUAAAACUUACCUAGAAGUAUGGUCAGAUAUUGAGCAGAUUUGUUAGUUCAUGGUUUUACAGGAAGCUGAAGAGCGUUCAUUUCCCUGUGCUUGAUCAGUGCUCUUCUCUCCACUUUGAUGGGUCUAAUAAUCCUCAGUCUUAGUGGCACCAAGAAAAACUUUUGAUGAAGCUCUGUAAAAGAUGGGGAACCAACAAGUGUCCUCUGUGCUGCAGCUGAACUUACAUGGUUCAUUCCUGGAUCACUUGGGUUGCUCAGGAGCAGAGCCUUGGAUGCCUACUUUGGAAAGGUCAGGCCAUCUAAAAUAUGCUAGUUGACAUCUGCAAAUUUUCAGCUUCCUAACUGAUGAAGUUUCCUAUGAAAAAAGCAAUCAUUGUGGAUUUUCAUGUUGAUUUAAAAAAAAAAAAAAAAAGAAAAGAAAAGAAAAAAAAGUAUUUCGUAGCAUAUUGCAUCAUACCAAACGGACAGUAGAGAAAAGCAGAGACAGAUUGUGAAAUAUAUAUAUAUGUUUGCGCAAAAUUUGUUCAGAAAUUACCGUGAUGUGUCAAGAAAAAAAAAAAAAAAACAACUGCCUAUUAAAAGUUACUCUCUUUAUUAAGCAG